Molecule: messenger RNA, 1395 nt
Organism: Cavenderia fasciculata
Lineage: Eukaryota; Evosea; Eumycetozoa; Acytosteliales; Cavenderiaceae
Exons: 4
Coding region: 1-1395 (464 amino acids)
Source: RefSeq, a predicted model, not a curated record
AUGAAUUCAUCCAUCCUUGCCGGUGGUCUCAACCCCUUUUCCUACCAUUCGCAAGAAGAUACGAUGAUGAUGAUGAUGAUAAAGACUAGAAGCCCAGAAGGUUUAGUUCCUUCAUCAAAUCUUAAAGUCUCCUUUUUCAUCGUCGACAAACAUCCCUACAACAAUUCGAGUUUUACCAAAGAGGAAGGGUUUGAAAAUAAUAUAGAAGAGAUGGCACAGAUUCUAUUUGGUAUAAAGAAUCAACCAUCGGCCUCGAGUUCGCCAGUGGCCUCGGCCGAGCCCAUAAAGAUUGAUGCCGAUAUUGCUCAUUCAUCGAGUGAUUCGUUGAUUGACAGUCCACGAGGAGGAUCUCUUUCACCUACAAUCAAUCAGAUGGGUGGCAGUAGUGGUGGUGGAGGCCAUCAAAUCUCACCUACUCAUAGCAGUGGCAAUCCAUUUACCAAACUAUCCAACAAUAUAUUCUAUUCACAAUCCAACUCGUUUUCUUCGAUUCCCAUCCCAUCUCCACGCGCACAAUCACCAAGUUCCUUGGCAUCAUCGACCGAGUCAUUAUCGUGCGACUCUCUAGCCAACUCUUAUUCUCGUAUAUCUCUCUCGUCGUCCCCUUCACAAUCGGUUCCAUCGUCGCCACCACACUUUAAGUUUACCAAAGCCAACCAUUUCAAGCCUAUUGUCGGAUCACCGCUCUCGCUUUCUUCGGGAUCCAUACCCCAACCCAACAACCUAUCAUCAUCGGCACCAUCAUCGCCAUCACCCUUCACACCUCGUAGUGGCGGUCUGACCAAUUCCCCAGUCGUCCGUAAACCUGGCUACCCUACAUCUCCUUCUCCUACCCCACCUAUUCCAUCUUCAGUCAUGUCUGGUGGAAAUGCCUCGUCGCCGCGUGGAAGUUUGCAUACCUCUCCUGGCGGUGCUGGUGGCUCGUCGGGUGGUCCAACCUCGCCACUCAUACUCUCGUCUACGCCGCCACAUGCUAUUGGCAUUGCCCCAACACCCGUCAUCCCACCACUUCACUUUUUGCGUAGUGGCGCCGGCAGCGUGGAUCUACAAGACGAUCUCCGCAAGAGAACAUCGAUCGACAUGCUCAUCUCAACGUCCAUCGUCGAUGAAAGCGAUGCAUUGUCAUCACCAAGAAAACGACGUGGUCUCUCUGAUGCAGCCAACAACCGUCCAGUCCUCCCCCAAUCACCCAGACAACAAUACAGUCAAUCACCCAAACAAACCUCAUCACCUCUUUUACACAAUCUUCAACAACCCUUGUCCCCACAAUUAUUCCAUCACCAACCAAAUUCCCCACGACUCAAUCAUCAUCACCAUAUGGUAUCUCAACAUCAUCAUCAUCACCAUCAUCAUCAACAACAAAAUUAUACAGAAGAAUUGUUAAUUGAUGAUUAA